AUGUUCGCUUUAUUGCUUUCUUUAUUCUUCCUGAGUGGGUUAUACUGCCACCUGCAGGAGAAGGACACUAGCUACAAAACAAAUGCUCUAGUUGGGAACUCAUUUUCCCUGCUGGGAUAUUCUCCUGUUUUGUUCUAUUUUUACCUCGGAGGAAGUCCUUUUUUCUUCAUCUCCGCCACUGAAGAUGAUCACCUCUCAAGCAGCUGGCUGGAUGACAGACUUGGUGAUAUUGAUCCUGUGGAAGGUAAGCAGAAUUCCUGCAGCAAUAUUACAAUUACCUGGUACCUGCGACACUGCAACUGUUACAAUGAAAUCUCUGGUAUUGGGGAGGAUCGCGCCAGGAAUUAUUUGGAAAAUCCUGACACAGUCAUUCGCCCUGGCUUGACAGGGUCUUAUACCAAGCAAUCAAGUCAAGUGUCGUCCUGUGACGCAAAGCCUCAGGUCCAGUGCAAGGAAAGUCCGCCACUAAAAAUAGAAGACAGUCCUGAGAAAAAAGAAAAUGCAAUAGCUAAUGCCACCGUAUGUCCGCCUGUAAAGGAGAAUACGAAUGCAGCAGUGAAGACAUGGCAGAAUGGGCCCUACAUCUUGAUUGUCAAUGUGAGCUUCUCACCACCGCCAACUCAGGAUCCUGCCUCCAGUGUGAAGAGUACACAGCCUGAAAGUUCAACCGUGGCUGCAAGCACUAAUGAGUUUCCUUUAGUCUUGAAAAUUGAAGUGAAAGGUCCAUAUGAAUACCUGUCACUGGCUGAUUACCCUCGCAUGAUUUUUUUCAUGGUGAUGUGCAUUGUGUAUGUUUUAUUUGGAGUCCUGUGGCUGUCCUGGUCAGCUUGUUACUGGAGGGACCUGCUGCGGAUCCAGUUCUGGGUGGGAGCUGUGAUCUUGCUAGGGAUGCUGGAGAAAGCUGUAUUCUAUGCCGAGUUCCAGAACAUCCGCUACCAUGGAGAAUCAGUGCAGGGAGCUGUAAUCCUGGGAGAGUUGCUGUCAGCUGUGAAGAGAUCCUUGGCACGGAUACUUGUCAUCAUAGUCAGCCUGGGUUAUGGCAUAGUCAAACCCCGUCUAGGUGCCACACUGCAUAAGGUUGUCAUGGCUGGAGCUCUUUAUCUCCUCUUCUCUGGUGUGGAAGGUGUGCUGAGGGUCUCAGGGCAUUACUUCAGUACCGUAGCAUUGAUAGCACAUCUGGCUCUGUCAUUGAUUGAUGCCUGCAUUCUCUUUUGGAUCUUCAUAAGCCUGACACAGACCAUGAAGCUGCUGAGACUACGAAGGAAUGUGGUCAAGCUGUCUCUUUACAGACACUUCACAAAUACACUUAUCUUGGCUGUAGUAGCAUCAAUUGUAUUCAUUAUCUGGACUACUAUGAAGUUCCACCUCGUAGACUGUCAAUCAGAUUGGCAGGAGCUCUGGGUAGAUGAUGCUAUAUGGCGCCUUCUCUUCUCCAUGAUCCUGUUUGUCAUCAUGAUCCUUUGGAGGCCAUCUGCAAAUAAUCAGAGGUUUGCAUUUUCGCCACUUAUUGAGGAAGAUGAAGAUGAUGAACAAAAGGAACCAAUGUUAAAAGAAAGCUUUGAGGGAAUGAAAAUGAGAACUUCAAAACCAGAAACAAAUGGAAAUACAAAAGUACCCAAAGCUGAGGAGGAUUUGAAAUGGGUGGAGGAGAACAUCCCUUCUUCUGUCACUGACGUAGCUCUCCCAACAUUACUGGAUUCAGACGAGGAACGAAUGAUAACACAUUUUGAAAGAUCCAAAAUGGAGUGAAGAAGAUGAAGAGGUCGAAGAAACGGGUGAACUAAAUUUGAGUGAAGAAUGCUGAAUGUUUCCGAUCAAUGGCCUGCUAUUGGAAAGUAAAGAGGUUGCUAUCAAAGGCAAAGCCUUCCCUCCACAUGAAUCCACUUACCUUAUAUGAGAAAGGUCAAGAACAUGCCCCAAAAUCAUAUAUUACCCUUCAUGCAGGACAUUAAAAUAA
Messenger RNA from Nanorana parkeri, 1957 nucleotides. RefSeq names its product transmembrane protein 87A (gene TMEM87A). Gene Ontology annotation, biological process: retrograde transport, endosome to Golgi. The record is from RefSeq and is a predicted model, not a curated record. The coding region runs from base 1 to 1749 and encodes 582 amino acids. The transcript has 19 exons. Lineage: Eukaryota; Metazoa; Chordata; Amphibia; Anura; Dicroglossidae. Gene Ontology annotation, cellular component: Golgi cisterna membrane; Golgi apparatus.